This is a messenger RNA of Dissoconium aciculare CBS 342.82, 1750 nucleotides long. Its product is annotated as OTU domain-containing protein 6B. The transcript has 2 exons. Bases 460 to 1413 code for a protein of 317 amino acids. Gene Ontology annotation, biological process: protein deubiquitination. Gene Ontology annotation, molecular function: cysteine-type deubiquitinase activity. NCBI's taxonomy places the organism in Eukaryota, Fungi, Ascomycota, Dothideomycetes, Mycosphaerellales, Dissoconiaceae. The record is from RefSeq and is a predicted model, not a curated record.
AGAUAUACCUAGGUAAGUAAUCAUUGAUUUCGCCACAAACCUCAGCAGGCUGGUAACAUCACGAGGUCUCUGGAAAUCAUCUUAAGAAAUACCCUCACGCCUGUGAUUCACAUUGCAGGUCGCACAAGAGAUAAGAAAGAUACGGUGGCCAUUCAAAACUGUUGGGCAGCGCUCAGAAGAUCCAUUAGCAAGCCUAGAUCAUAGGAUCCGCACCCGAGUUCGAUAACACUGUAGUCAACAACACGAGGAGAAUUAAAAUAGGAUGCAUCACUAGCCUCGAAAACUCGUUUGCAGGAUAGAUUUUUGCAAAAGCCCUGCGUGUCAGCAUCGCGGCUCAACGCCCGACCUCAACAGCGCCGUGCCAAUCCCACCCGUUUCUGAGGGCGCUACAGAUCUGCAUGCUGCACCGCUUGCCUCCGACUGCAUCUCAUCCAGAUCCUCGGGCCAUUCAUCAGCACGAUGGAGGACCUCCUAGCGCGCCACCGCAAGGAGGCGCGGGAUUUACAGAGUCGAAUCACUCAGAAAAAGAAACAAGCUAGCAAAAAGACACGCAAAGGCGUCAAUGAUGAGUGUGACCACCUUGAAGCUGAGCUACGAAGUCGGCAGGCGGAAGAAAUCGCUGCCUUGGGCAAGGGCGAUGGCGAGACUAUAGACGGCGAUGACUCAAGUGAUGAAGUUGAUCGGAAGACACAUGAAGAGUCUUCAGAUAAGCCUCUUGCAUCGUCUGUAGAUGGGACCAGUGCGCCUGCCGCAGCCACUGCUACUCCUCCCGCUGAAGAUCCCCCCAAUGGCCCCAAAAGAGGUAACCGGCAAAAAGCUCGACUAGCUCGGCGCGCUGCAGAGCAAGAAGAGCUCGUCCGGCAAGCCAAAGAAGAAGCCCAGAAUCUCCCAGACAUGAAGGAACUCGAGCGCUCGCGGAUGCUCUCGGCCAUGACAGAACGCGGGCUACAGGAGAAAGUGAUCCGCGCCGACGGCCACUGUCUCUACUCUGCGUUCGCCGAUCAGCUGGAGCAGUUGGAGAUGCCUCUACAGGGAGCAGAUAUGGUCGCUUCGGACGCCGGAUCGAAUUCCCCCGCGUAUAAGAUCGUACGAGCUACUGCAGCACGAUAUAUUGAACAGCAUCAGGAUGACUUCCUGCCAUUCCUAGAGGAGCCGCUUCCGGAAUAUUUGCAUAAAAUUCGCGACACGGGCGAAUGGGGCGGGCAAUUGGAAUUGAUGGCGUUGGCGAAGACUUAUGGUGUCGAUAUCAAUGUUCUGCAAGACUUUGGGAGAGUCGAGAAAAUCGAAGGAGGCCUGAGUGGCGCUGGACAGGACGCCAGCAAGACCGAGAAAACCAUGUGGCUAGGUUAUUACAAGCACGGGUUCGGAUUGGGUGAACAUUAUAACAGUCUACGACGGAAGGCAGCUUCUUGAAAGAAAGGACACCCAGCAGAAGUCAGUCCUGUCGGUGUUCUAUAUCCUGACGCAAAUUUUUAAUGAUGGGUUGAUACGACUGCGAGGUGAAAACGGCAUGGUCUGAACCAUAACAAUUGAAUAAAGCUAUGUAGAAUAGAGAGGACAGGCACAAGCCUGGAAGAGCUCGACGAUGAUGAAGGACUUUUGAGGUGCCUGUCAGAUAGGUCUCUGGCCAGGUCUUGUGCUGUUGUAUGUGUAUCUUGUCGUUGAGACGACUGGCCCGGCCGGGCAGCGCUCGAGCGACAGAUACGAUGGCAUUCCAAUUCGUGUUCUCGUAAAAUUCAUAUUCGUGCUU